GUUUCUUCGGUAAAUUCACGUAGGUAUAAAAUAAAAUAAAAAAUAAAACACACGUUUCGAUUGCAACAAAAAAAAAUGCUUGUUGUGGUUUUCCCACCUGAUGAUGAUUGCUUGUGUUUCAAUCGAAACGUCGUGAUUUAUUUUUUAUUUUAUUUCUACCUACGUGACUUUACCGAAAGAACCAAAGAAUAUGGAUUCCUGCAGUCACGAAAGCUUCAAAUCUUGAAUGAUAGCAAUGAUAGCGAUAAUAACGAUAAAAAUAAGAACGAUAACAACGAUAACGACGAUAGCAACGAUAACGAUAGCAACGAUAGCGACAAUUACAAUAACGAUAAUAAUCAUAACGAUAAUAACUAUAACUAAGAUAAUAAUAACAACGAUAAGAACGAUAACAACGAUGAGAACGAUACUAACGAUCAUAACGACGAUAAUAACGACGAUAACUAUGACGACGAUAACAAUAACGAUAAUUAUAAUAAUGCUCAUCACGACGAUGACCGAGCGUCGCGUGUGCAGCAGCAAGGCGGCAGGCCGGAGACCCUUCGCCCUCGACCCCACGGGCGACCUCUACAACCGCUGGCAGGUCGUCUCCUGCGCCUUCACGCUCUUCAACUGGUUUACCAUCAUCUGCAGAGUGAGCUUCAUGGACGUGCAGGUGCAGUUUCUGCCGGUGUGGCUCACCCUGGACUAUGUGUCGGACGCUGUCAACCUGGUGGACAUGGUGUUCCUGAGCAGGACAGGCUUCAUGGAGUGCGGGCUGCUGGUGACGGACGUGGACCGCAUGCGCCAGCACUACGUCCGCUCGUCACGCUUCCGCCUCGACGCGCUGGCGCUCAUCCCCACCGACCUCCUGUACGCGUACACGGGCGUGCACUACCCCGUGGUGCGUCUCAACCGCCUGCUGCGCUUCCCUCGCAUCUUCGACUGCUUUGAUCAGGUGGAGACACACACCAACUACCCCAAGACAUUCCGCAUCAUCAAGCUGGUGGUGUACAUCUACCUGAUGGUGCACUGGAACGCCUGCUUCUACUACCUGCUGUCCGCCUACAUCGGCUUUGGGCAGGACGGCUGGGUGUACCCGGCCCAUGAGACGCCGGGCUUCGGCGGCACAGGCCGCCAGUACAUGUUCUGCAUCUACUUCUCCACGCUGAUCCUGCUCACCAUCGGCAACAUCCCCAAGGCGGAGCGCGAGGCCGAGUUCCUCUUCGUGGUCGUCGACUUCCUCAUCACCAUCUUCGUGUUCGCCACCAUCCUGGGCAACGUGGCGAGCAUCUGCGCCAGCGUAAACGAGGCCGGCGACAAGUUCCUGGCCGAGUUCAACGAGGUCAAGGACUUUGUGCGCUUUCGUGCCAUCGGGAAGGACAUGGACCGCAAGGUGGUGGAGUGGUACGAAUAUCUGCAUCUCAGUAACAAGUCGUUGGGCGAGGAGGACGUCCUCAGGGAACUGCCCGUGACGCUGCGCGCCGCCAUCGCCAUCAACGUGCACAUGCAGACGCUGCAGAAGGUGGAGAUCUUCAAGAACUGCGAACUGGGCCUGCUGGAGGAGCUCGUGCUGAAGCUACGACCCAAGCUGUACAGCCCCGGCGACUACGUUUGCCGCAAGGGCGACAUCGGCCGGGAGAUGUACUUCAUUAAGGAGGGCAAGCUGGCGGUGGUGGCCGACGACGGAGUGACGCAGUAUGCCGUGCUGGGGGACGGCAGCUACUUCGGGGAGAUCAGCAUCCUCAAGAUACCCGGCAGCAAGGCCGGGAACCGGCGCACGGCCAACAUCCGCAGCAUCGGCUACUCGGACCUCUUCCGCCUGUCCAAGGAGGACCUGCAGGAGGUGCUGCGAGAGUUCCCGGCGGCGGGCAACAUGCUGGAGGAGAAGGGGAAGCAGAUCCUGGCCAAGAUGGGCCUCCUGGACACCGAGAUGGAGGGAGCACGCGCCGAGCCACAACAGCUGGAGCGCACGGUGGAGACGCUGGACGGGGCGGUGCGUGCCCUGCAGACUAAGGUUGCGCGCCUGCUGGCCGAGCACAAGUCCGGCGACAAGAAGAUACGCACGCGUCUACGCCGCCUGGAGCGCGUGUUCACCACAGCAGCAGCAGCCGGUGAUGACCACAACGAUGCGGAGGCCACGGGGAGCGGCGACGCGUGAAGUCCAACCUCAUCUCUCUCUCUCUUGUCGUCGUUGUCGUCACCGUCUCUAAGCCACGGCCUGCGUUACCACCUUCUUGGGCGGCCUUCCGCACCCAGCCCGUGUCAGGGGUCCCAGUGGCAGAAGGGCAUCCGUGGGGGCCACGCCUGGCCGGUGGUCCAGAGCCUCGCCGCAGAGAUUCUCUCCCCCCCCCGCCCUCAUUUAGCCCCGUGGUUCUUGUUGACCUGCGGUUCAUCACGCAACCCCUGGGGGUGCGAGAGGUCCUUUGCAUGGGUGCGAGACAUGGCCAGGUUUUUGUAAGAAAGUAAAUAAUCGAAAACACAAAUUAAGCAUGGGCACAUAAUUACAACAACUUUCAUUAGACCUCCUUUGCCAGUACCAAAAUAUAAUAUGGUUAAUGCACACAUGAUUCCUUGUAAAAAGGUUUCAGUUUUGUUGCCCGAAAAAAGGGGAAAAACCCCUACUAUUACAACUACUUUGUGUCAACAAACCCUCCGUGUUGAUUAAGAUUCUACAUUUCUUUAGGAAUGAGAACCAAAGCGGGUGCAGGCUGCAGUAGAGGUGAGGAGCCGCUGGUCUAGAGGACUCAUCUCCACACGAUGAGCUGCUUUGCAGAGCUAUCAUUUGUGGCCAUGUCGCUUCUGAAAAAUAAUCUCAUGGGUCAGUAGAAUUUACCUGUUCAAAUAUCAAUGAAUGAUGUCGUUGUAUUUGUAUAUAUUUUAAUUUGUUUACCUUUCCUACACUUUGCACUCCUAUAAUGUUUUCGUAAUGUUUGUUGUAACGUUCCGACCCUGUGCCCCUCCUGGACAUCUGUGAAAAGAGCUUGAUAGCUCAUCGGAUUCCUCCUGCAGGACAAAUAAAUAUGCUGAGUCUGAAACGCCGCUGAAAUUCGUGCACCGAAUGAGUUUUACGUAACGGGGCGUUGCAGAGAGAAGAGAGGCAGACGACGCGAUUGGUGUCGCUUUCUCAUCGCGUCGCUCUCGUGGAUCUCGUCGCGCGAGAGACGAAUCGUCGACAGGCGACUCGUGAAGCUACAAACAGUCUGCAGGUGGCGCUUCACCACCACCACACACUCGGAGCUCUGUUCACAUCGCCGCAACCACCACCGCGACUCUGGUGAAGCAGGAAUCGGCUUUACCUUUUAAAGCACCAGAGGUGGGAGGCGUCCGGCCCGCGAAAUCAUUUGGUGUGGCCCUGCCAAGGCAACCGCAGGCGGGACUCGAAAUUCAAUCAAUCUCGGAGCAAACCUGGACAAGCAGCUGCGAGUAGCAACUUUAAAGCGACAAUGGAGGAGGAGGCCAGUUAAACACCACGUAGAAGGCAUUCGCCACCAAUAUUAUCCUUGAUAAAGGGUUUUUUUGGGUUUUAUCUCAUAAAUAUAAAUGUGUCGUUAACCCACCACCACCCGACGCAGCCAAUCA
Lethenteron reissneri (Far Eastern brook lamprey) is the source of this 3561-nucleotide messenger RNA. Its product is annotated as cyclic nucleotide-gated cation channel alpha-4-like. Gene Ontology annotation, cellular component: plasma membrane; intracellular cyclic nucleotide activated cation channel complex. NCBI's taxonomy places the organism in Eukaryota, Metazoa, Chordata, Hyperoartia, Petromyzontiformes, Petromyzontidae. Gene Ontology annotation, molecular function: intracellularly cAMP-activated cation channel activity; cGMP binding; intracellularly cGMP-activated cation channel activity. The record is from RefSeq and is a predicted model, not a curated record. Gene Ontology annotation, biological process: monoatomic cation transmembrane transport.